AUGACCAGCGACAUUCCUGAAGCCACGGGGUUUUACUUAUCAGAGACACCACGAGAACGAGACGAUCGGAUUCGAGCUUUGUUUGAUUCUUUGGAUCGUAGACACCAAGGUUUUUUGGAUAGGGAUUGUAUUGAAAAAGGUUUGACAGCCAUGACCCAUUUACCAGCUCGCACUAAAUUCGUCAAUGAACUCUUGGCUCAAUGUGAUACCAGUCAAGAUGGUGUGGUUGAUUAUGAUGAAUUCAAAACCUAUGUACAUGAAAAGGAAGAGGAACUAUGGCAAUUAUUUCAACGGAUGGACACUCGUGGAGAUGGUUCCUUACUACCAAGUGAUCUAGCUAUGGCUUUACAAGAAGCGGGUAUUACAAUUACUCAAGAAGAAUUGAUGAAUUUUAUGCAAUGGAUGGAUUUAGAUGGCAAUGGAGUAAUUGAUUUUUAUGAAUUCAAGAACUUUUUACUGUUACUCCCUGAAACCAGUGUCAGUGAAAUUUAUCGUUAUUAUGAAACAUCAACACAAUUGACUCAAGAUGCCGAAGUGAUCAUUCCUCCAACAGACGAAACAUCUCAUCAUGCUAUCAAGUAUCUACUUGCAGGUGGUUUGGCUGGUGCUGUAUCUCGAACAUGUACUGCUCCUUUUGAUCGACUCAAGGUAUAUUUGAUUACAGAUAGUUCCAAAGGCGGAUCAUUAACACUGAAGGAAGCUAUCAAGGCCAUUUAUGCAAAAGGUGGUUGGCGUGGAUUUUUUGUUGGAAAUGGAUUGAAUAUUUUUAAGAUUGUGCCAGAAUCAGCCAUCAAAUUUUAUUCAUAUGAAACUUGUAAAGGAUUAUUAGCCAAAGCAUUACAUUGUGAAGAUAAGGACUCAAUACCAACAGGUGCACGAUUUCUUGCUGGUGGUAUGGCAGGUCUUAGCUCUCAAUUCUUCAUCUAUCCUGUAGAAACAUUGAAAACGCGAAUCAUGUCACUUCAACGAGAAUCUAUGAAAACCAUCACAACGACAUCAACAACAACAACAUCAUCAUCACCGUUAUUGUCAUCUUUUUCGUUGGCUAAUGGGGCAUCACGUUCUGUCAUUUUUACUACUAUCAAGUCCAUGUAUACUCGAGCUGGACUUCGUGCGUUUUGGCCUGGUUUGACCCUUGGUCUGGUAGGUGUAUUUCCUUACCAAGCCAUGGAUUUAGGCAUUUAUGAAACAUUAAAGCUUGGAUAUUUACGACAUACUGAUCAAGAAAAUCUUCAUUCUGACAAACAAAAGCAGCCUAGUGUGUUUGUAUUAUGGGCAUGUGGGAUGGUGAGUGGUUCUAUUGGUGCUACAAGUGUAUACCCUCUCAAUGUGAUUCGAACUAGAUUACAAGCUCAAGGAACACCUGCUCAUCCAAGGUAUUAUUCAUCUCCAUGGGAUGCGGCUCAAGUAACAUUUCGAACUGAGGGUAUACGUGGAUUUUAUAAAGGGCUUGGCCCAACUCUUCUCAAGGUUGUGCCUGCUGUCAGUAUUAGUUAUGUUACAUAUGAAUGGAGCAAAAACGAACUGGGAUUGGCAUAA
Halteromyces radiatus is the source of this 1539-nucleotide messenger RNA. Its product is annotated as mitochondrial carrier domain-containing protein. The coding region runs from base 1 to 1539 and encodes 512 amino acids. The transcript is spliced from 7 exons. Gene Ontology annotation, molecular function: ATP transmembrane transporter activity; calcium ion binding. The record is from RefSeq and is a predicted model, not a curated record. NCBI's taxonomy places the organism in Eukaryota, Fungi, Mucoromycota, Mucoromycetes, Mucorales, Cunninghamellaceae. Gene Ontology annotation, biological process: transmembrane transport.